Messenger RNA from Babesia sp. Xinjiang, 1806 nucleotides. It is a transcript of the gene lig1, whose product is annotated as DNA ligase 1. Bases 1 to 1806 code for a protein of 601 amino acids. Gene Ontology annotation, molecular function: DNA ligase (ATP) activity; ATP binding; DNA binding. The record is from RefSeq and is a predicted model, not a curated record. Gene Ontology annotation, cellular component: mitochondrion; nucleus. Gene Ontology annotation, biological process: DNA biosynthetic process; DNA recombination; DNA repair. NCBI's taxonomy places the organism in Eukaryota, Apicomplexa, Aconoidasida, Piroplasmida, Babesiidae. The transcript has 3 exons.
AUGGCCCGGCGUUCCCGUACAUUAGGUACAUCAUUGACUGAGCUCGAGAAACACAUCACAGUUGCUCUGGCCAUUAUACGAAAUGAGAUGAUGCGUUUUGAGCUGAUUUGCAGCAUCCUAAGCACGGCCUUUUCGGCUGGUGCUUGCAUAUCAGAUGAUCCAGACAACUGUGUCGCCUCUAGCAAGGAGCCAAGGGAUGGCCCUGCUGAAGAUCAUUUCCCAGAUAUCGGUAAAUCCCCGAAAAAACACAAGAUCAGCCAUUUAAGAACGGUGGAAUCAGAUGAACCUGCCGUUGGUUCUUUGUUCAACAUGAAUGUGAAACCAAGCGACAAGAGUGCGGACAUAAUGUCGGCUAAGUUCGAUCCCAGCCUCUUUGAUAUUGGUCCGUAUACUCCUAAAUUUCCACCUCCUGGGCACCAGGAUUCGUUGUUAUUUGGUUUUUUGUCUGUUAUCUUGCAGAAGGUGGACGACGCCUUCGGUUCUGGCACUGGGAGCCGUAAGGUUUCUCCGGAAUACGAGGGCGAUGAGAUGGGCGUUGGCGACGCUAUGUUGGUGAAGGCAAUGGCAGAUUCGUACGGUAAGAGUGAGAAGGCCGUGAAGGAAAUGCUAACGAAACAUGAGGAUCUAGGGGUAGUGGCCAGUUUGAGCAGUUGUACAUCUCAAACAAUCGUUAGGCUACCUGACUUGACAAUAUCUAGUGUUUACAACCAGUUCAAGGCGAUAGCUUCAGAGACUGGAAAGAACUCCAUGACACGCAAGAAGGAUGGGAUCAAGCGAAUGCUAAUAUCUGCUAAGCGUGGUGAGGCUAAGUACAUCGUACGGUGUCUGCAGCAAAAGCUGCGAAUUGGAGUGAACUCUACUACUCUGUUCCAGUCCAUUGCAGAUGCUGCCUAUCUGACCAAGGCAGCGAAAGAUGGCAGACCUGCUAUUGGUGAUGUAAGGACGUCUGGGAUCCAACAGGUCAACACGAUUGACGAAAUGGAAAAGGCUGUUAAGACAGCCACUACCCACUUGCCCUGCAUCGACACAGUAAUUGGCCAUCUUCUUGAUGGUGACAACUGCGAAGAAUUUUUGGAGCAUUGUAAGAUCCGCCCCGGUAUCCCCGUACGUCCGAUGUUGGCCAAGGCAGUCAGCAAAACGUCUGACAUUCUCCAUGCCGUUGGAGGCGAGGGCGUGACGUUCACUUGCGAAUAUAAGUACGACGGUGAACGGGUUCAGAUACACCUGAUGAAAGACCGUUGCAUCAAAUUGUUUAGCCGGAAUAUGGAAAACCUUUGUGGUAAGUAUCCGGAUGUGAUGGAGAAUUUUCUUGCCUGUGUGAAGGCUGACGUGACAGAUUGCAUUAUAGAUUGUGAGGUAGUGGCAUACGACCCCGUUAAUGGGAAGAUAUUGCCAUUUCAGCAGCUUUCCAGCCGCAAGCGCAAAGAUGUGACAGUAAAGGAUAUUUCAAUACCGGUCUGCAUGUACCCCUUCGACAUUUUGUAUCUCAACGGUGAACCGCUGGUCACCAAGUCGUUAUCGGAACGUCGCCAAGCGCUAGAGGCCGCCGUGUUUGAGAGAAAUAGUGUUCUUAACUUCGCACGACACAAGGAUGUGACUUCUUUGGAUGAGAUUGACGAUUUUUUGCGCCAGGCGGUAUCCGAUUCUUGCGAGGGGCUUAUGAUAAAGACUCUGGACCAGGAUGCUACUUACGAACCUCAGAAGCGCACCAAUAAUUGGUUGAAGUUUAAGAAGGAUUACAUUGACGGCAUGGGUGAUUCCGUUGACCUUGUACCCAUUGCCGCCUUUUGGGGGAAGGUUGGUUAA